GCUGAGUCCAGUCCGCAGACACUUCUCUCUGAGUUCGAAGCGUCGACCUUCUUCCAGAGGUGCCUGCACCGAGAAGAUAUGGCCGAGCCACUUAUCGCCCCGCUGGGAGCACCCGUUGGUGGUCUUCCUGGCCCAGAAGAUGAAAUGGACCCUAUGCAGAUGGAGAUGAUGCUCCAACAAGCAAUGUACGACCUCAUGCAGCGGCCCAUCAUACCUGACCCGUUGGUCUUCAUCUGUGCCGCGCUGUACCUGAUCAUCAUGAUGAUGUUUUUGAUUACUGGAGCCAUCUACUUCACCAGCCGCUUGAAGCCGCUGCCUCCACCUGCUCCUGCAGAAGAGACCGAGACAACGGUCGGAUUCACAGAGCCCCCGACAGAGGUGACUGAGGAAAUCAAGCCAUGGGCCGUUCCUUCCCCGGAUUCUAAUCCUUUCAUUUGCUUCGUUGGUCUCCAGUACAAGGACAACACCGACAUGAUAGCCGCUUUAGAAGCGGACUGCAAUUUUAUUGUAAUGAAAGAAGACUUUGACAAUUCUGGUGGCUCUCUUCGACUGGGCGGUAAAGCUAUGAAUGCGACUGCAGUUCUCGACGUUCUUCAGCGCGAAUACGGCAGCGAUCUGGCUAAAAUAGGCGUGGGUCUUCAGUGCUGCUCAAUAAUGUAUCAAGACCUCCAAGAACAGUUAUUUCACGGAAAUGGUGACUUCAGUGGGAGCUGCAAGUUUAAACUGGGCCUAAACACGGACAUUGCAGCUACAAAAGACUUCAUUGAGGCAAAUACCUACUGCAGCAAUAUAUUACUGGAGAUCGCGGAGGCCAACGAAGGAGACAUCACUCGCCUAGCACCUCUGCUGGACCUUGGCGACUACAUUCUGUACGCUCCCACUCCCAUGACAGCGGAAGCUCUCGCGCAGCGGCGUGCCACUCUUCUUCCAAACAACUUCCAGGGGCUUCCCGGCUCGCGAUCCAAAACUGCGGAGGAUGCAGAGAAGGCAAUCGUGGCAGCCAAGAAACAUAAAAAGGUUUGCGUCAUGUUUACCGUGGCAGCGUUCAACUCCAGUGGUGUCGGCAGCGCAGGCACAGGCCCGGACAACCAGCCGGCGACAAAUGUCGUGGCCGUUAACCAGUUCGAGGUAUGCCCACUAACAGGUCUUAUAUUCGACAGACCUUCCAUGUCGCUCUACCGAAAGGGCGGCUACAUGAUAAGCCAAGACAACGAGACAACAAUCGCUAAAAAGGUGAAGACAGUGCUGAAGAAACACGUCGACGUCUGCAUAGCAGCGUACGACGUACAGUUCGACACUUGCAAGGGUGUAAAAGAGCGACCUCUGACACACACCAUAGGCGCAGUCUUCAAGAAGAAUCUCCGGCGUCAAUAAAUGAUAGUUACAUAUUUUUUCAUCGCUUUUGUGUAGGUAAAGCUAU
Molecule: messenger RNA, 1420 nt
Organism: Dermacentor albipictus
Lineage: Eukaryota; Metazoa; Arthropoda; Arachnida; Ixodida; Ixodidae
Source: RefSeq, a predicted model, not a curated record